AUGAAAACCGAUGUAUGUAAAUUGGAAACUCAACGACUUGUUUGUAAUAAUAAUCAAAAAAUAGUUGACGAUCUACCGAAUAAAUGUCCUUUUUAUGGUAAUUUUUUUGUUGUUAUCUUUUGCUCAUCAAAUAUUUUGUUUAUUAAUUACCAGUAG
Messenger RNA from Dracunculus medinensis (Guinea worm), 156 nucleotides. NCBI's taxonomy places the organism in Eukaryota, Metazoa, Nematoda, Chromadorea, Rhabditida, Dracunculidae. The record is from the annotation of a GenBank genome assembly.